This is a messenger RNA of Zonotrichia leucophrys gambelii, 3702 nucleotides long. RefSeq names its product sorting nexin 27 (gene SNX27). The transcript has 13 exons. The record is from RefSeq and is a predicted model, not a curated record. Gene Ontology annotation, molecular function: phosphatidylinositol-3-phosphate binding; protein binding. Gene Ontology annotation, biological process: endocytic recycling; signal transduction; intracellular protein transport. The coding region runs from base 42 to 1616 and encodes 524 amino acids. Gene Ontology annotation, cellular component: early endosome. Lineage: Eukaryota; Metazoa; Chordata; Aves; Passeriformes; Passerellidae.
CGGGCCCGGUCUCGUGACGCGCGCCGUGCGCGGACGCCAAGAUGGCGGACGAGGAGGGCGAAGCGCGGCCGGGGGCGCGGAACGGGGCCGGGGAGGGACCCCCGGGCGGGCCCCGCGUCGUUCGCAUCGUCAAGUCCGAGUCGGGUUACGGCUUUAAUGUCCGCGGGCAAGUGAGCGAAGGCGGGCAGCUGCGCAGCAUCAACGGCGAGCUGUACGCGCCGCUGCAGCACGUCAGCGCCGUGCUGGGCGGAGGGGCCGCCGACCGCGCCGGGGUGCGCAAGGGGGACCGCAUCCUGGAGGUGAACGGGGUGAACGUGGAGGGAGCCACGCACAAGCAGGUGGUGGAUCUGAUCCGCGCCGGCGAGAAGGAGCUGGUGCUCACGGUGCUGUCGGUGCCGCCGCACGAGGCCGAGAGCCUGGAGCCGCCCGAGGAGCCGCUGGGGCCGCCCUUCUACGACUACAGCGAGAAGCAGGCGGUGCCCAUCUCCAUCCCCACCUACAAACACGUGGAGCAGAGCGGGGAGAAGUUCGUGGUGUACAACGUUUACAUGGCCGGGAGGCAGCUGUGCUCCAAGCGCUACCGGGAAUUCGCCAUCCUGCACCAGAACCUGAAGCGCGAAUUCGCCAACUUCACCUUCCCGCGCCUGCCCGGCAAGUGGCCGUUCUCGCUGUCCGAGCAGCAGCUGGACGCCCGCAGGAGGGGCCUGGAGGAGUACCUGGAGAAGGUGUGCUCCAUCCGGGUCAUCGGCGAGAGCGACAUCAUGCAGGAAUUCCUGUCGGAGUCGGACGAGAAUUACAACGGCGUCUCCGACGUGGAGCUGCGGGUGGCGCUCCCGGACGUCACCACGGUGACAGUGAGGGUGAAGAAGAACAGCACCACGGACCAGGUGUACCAGGCGGUGGCUGCCAAGGUGGGCAUGGACAGCGUCACCGCCAACUACUUCGCCCUCUUCGAGGUCAUCAACCACUCCUUCGUGCGGAAGUUGGCUCCCAACGAGUUCCCCCACAAGCUCUACGUGCAGAAUUACACGUCGGCCGUGCCGGGGACGUGCCUGACGCUGCGCAAGUGGCUCUUCACCACCGAGGAGGAGGCGCUGCUCAACGACAACGACCUGGCCGUCGCCUACUUCUUCCACCAGGCCGUUGAUGAUGUCAAGAAAGGCUACAUCAAAGCCGAGGAGAAAUCCUACCAGCUGCAGAAGCUCUGCGAGCAGAGGAAGAUGGUCAUGUACCUGAACAUGCUGCGGACGUGCGAGGGCUACAACGAGAUCACCUUCCCUCACUGCUCGUGCGACUCGCGGCGCAAGGGCCACGUCAUCUCGGCCAUCAGCAUCCGCCACUUCAAACUGCACGCCUGCACCGAGGAGGGCCAGCUCGAGAACCAGGUGAUCGCCUUCGAGUGGGAGGAGAUGCAGCGCUGGGACACGGACGAGGAGGGCAUGGCCUUCUGCUUCGAGUACGCGCGCGCCGAGAAGAAACCGCGCUGGGUCAAGAUCUUCACCCCCUACUUCAAUUACAUGCACGAGUGCUUCGAGCGAGUGUUCUGCGAGCUCAAGUGGAGGAAGGAGAACCUUUUCCAGCUGGUCAGGUCACAGCAAAGGGACGCGGCCACUUAACCCCGGGAGCUUUUCCAGAACCCCCCAAAAAUUCCCUUUAUUGUAUUAAAUCCCCCCCAAACUAAAUCUCAUUAAUUCCAAAUCCAUUCGUGCCCGUCAUCUUUAUGGAAUUCCAGAGGAAAAAAAAAAAACACAAAAAAAUUGGGAAAAGCCACCUGAGGGGGCUCCGUUUUCCCACUCAGAUCCAGCUCCAGGCUGGGAAUUUUGGGAUUUUUCUUCUUUUUUUUUUUUUGAAACUGGAAUUAAGAAUUUGUUGUUUCUGCUGGGUCAGACGUGGAAAAAUAAGGGGGGAAAAAAAAAAGCAGGAAAAAGCCCUGGAAUGUUCUAUUUCUGCCUGAAUAAUUCCUUUAGGAUAAUUCCUUUAAAAUCCCACAGGGUGGCAGCAGCUCUUAUUUAAAGGGAUUUUCUGCCCAUUUCUCCUCCCAAUCCAGUUUUUAAUCACUACAAAUUAAAAAAAAAACCCAGGAAAAACAUCCAAAAGGAAUAAAAUUCCAAGGAAAUUCCAAUCCUGGCACAAGGAUCCCGCUCAUGGAUUUGUUUUCCUGCUUUUUGGGGUGUUUUCCCAAGGAUUUGGGGGUGCCUGGUUUUUUUUGGGAUGGGAUCUGGAACAUUCCAGGAUCCUGAGGCUGCCCCUGGAUGGGGAUCAGCAGCUCCCAAAAGGAAAAAUAACCUGGAAAAAAACCAAUUUUCCUUAUUUUUGAUGGGAUUUUUUCCCUGCAUCCAAUAGCAGCUCCCAGGAGGGAAAAAUAACCUCAAAAAGCCAUUUUUGUCCCUAUUUUUGAGCACUUUUUAUCCAUGACUCGGGUAUCCAAGCAGGAAAAAUAACUUGGAAAAAAAAACCAUUUUCACUCAUUUUGAGCUGGAUUUUUCCAUAGUUCUGGAGGAAAAGGUGGAAAAACUCGUUUUCCCUGGUUUUGAACAGGAUUUUUUCCACAGAUCCACUGGGCUGGGAUGUUCCAGGAGGGAAAAAUGAGCUGGAAAAUCAAUUUUUUUCCUUUUUUUCCAUGUCUUGGGUGGACGAGGGGAAAAACCCUCUGGAAAAGAUAAUUUCCCAAAUUUUGAGUGGGUUUUUCCCAUGGUUUGAGAUUGAAAAUAAGGUGGAAAAAAGCCGUUUUUCCUUGGAUUUGAGCAGCUUUUAUCCACAGGAGGCCCAGCAGGAAAAAUCACUUGGAAAAGCCAUUUUUUCCUGGAUUUUGAGUGCAAUUUUUCCAUGUUUUGGGAGGAAAAAUAAGGCGGAAAAUUCAUUUUUCCUUGAUUUUGAGUGGGAUUUUUCCGUGGAUCCGGCAGCUGAGGAAUUCCUAGAAGGAAAAAUUAUGGAAAAGCUGUUUUUCCUUAGUUUUGAGUGAGAUUUUUCCAUGUUUUGGGAGGGAAAAAAAUCACCUGGAGAAGCUGAUUUUGCCUGGUUUUGGGCUGGCCUGGAGCUGGUCCCACCAAGGUUUGGGGUGGAUUUGGGAAUAUUUUGGAACCAAACCCAGCCAGAAUUGCUCCAAAUUGGGAUUUUUUUUCCCCAAAAUUCCCUUUUUUGGGAUUGGUUUUUCCCCACUCCUCCCCCUGGAUGGGGAUGGGGGAAAAUAAUUUUUUUUUUUGUUUUUUUUGAGGGGGGGAAAAUCCCAAAUCCUCGGCUCCGGAGCAGCCGAGAGCCGGGAAUUAAUUCCAUUAAUUGGAUCCCUGUAAUUAAUUGGAUUUCCGUUGUCCUCGGGAGCCCCGAGCUGUGGAAAACCCAGGAAUGGGGGAGGGAAACUGGGAGAGGUUUGGGAUCCCCAAAAUCCUCCCUAAAAUCUCCUUCAACACCCCCAAUUCGGGUAAAAAUCCCAGGAAAAGUUUAAUUUUGAUCCCAAUUAUCCCUUUUAAUGGAUCACGGAGAACUCAACCAUCUUCCUGUGGAUUUUUUUUUAAUCCAAAAGCAAAAAAAACCCAAAAAAGGGAGAAAUCAGUCUAAAAAAUAUAAAAUCAAACCCCUGCCCCUUUCUUAUCCCAUUUUCCCUCUUCCAGCUGCUCCCAUUCCUCGGGUUCCCAGUCGGGAAAAGCCCCUUUAGUGUAAUUAAUUGUAACAUAUUCUUUUAAAUAAAUUGAUUUAUUGAGGAAA